Molecule: messenger RNA, 1581 nt
Organism: Cololabis saira (Pacific saury)
Lineage: Eukaryota; Metazoa; Chordata; Actinopteri; Beloniformes; Belonidae
Product: keratin, type I cytoskeletal 13-like
Exons: 8
Coding region: 55-1359 (434 amino acids)
Molecular function (GO): structural molecule activity
Source: RefSeq, a predicted model, not a curated record
GCCCCGAUCCUCACUUCUCCUGCUCCUGAGAAGACCAGACCCUUCAUCCUCAUCAUGACCAUGAUGUACUCCUCAUCCUCCUCCCGCAGCUCCAUGGGCGGCCUCGGCCUCGGCAUGGGCCGGGCAUCCAUGGGCUCCAGCCGCGGCAUGAGCUCCUUCAGCAUGGCCGGGGGGGCCGGGGGCGGCGGGGUGCGGGUGUCCCAGGCCAGCCGCAGCUUCUCCAUGGGCGGCGGCGGCGGCGGUGGAGGGUUCGGUGCCGGUGGAGGGUUCGGAGCCGGCGGUGGUGGUGGUGCAGGGUUCGGUGGCGGUGCAGGGUUCGGCGGCGGGGACGAUGGUGUGAUCGGCAACGAGAAGUUCUGCAUGCAGAACCUGAACGACCGCCUGGCCUCCUACCUGGCCAAGGUGGCGGCGCUGGAGAAAUCCAACGCCGAGCUGGAGCUGAAGAUCCGCCAGUUCGCAGAGACCCAGAUCGGACCCGCGGCCCGGGACUACAGCGGGUUCUUCGUGACCAUCGCCGAGCUGCAGGCCAAGAUCCAGGACGCCGUCCUCGGCUCCGGCUCCGUGACGCUCAGCAUCGACAACGCCAGACUCGCCCAGGACGACUUCAGGCUCAAGUACGAGAACGAGAUGACCAUGCGCCAGUCGGUGGAGGCCGACAUCGCCGGGCUGAGGGGGGUGCUGGGAGAAGUGAGCUCGGCCAAGACCGACCUGAGCCUGCAGAUUGAGGGCCUGACGGAGGAGCUGGUGUCCAUGAAGAAGAACCACGAGGAGGACCUGGUCUCCAUCCGUAGCCAGGUGUCCGGCCAGGUGAACGUGGAGGUGGACGCCGCCCCACAGGAGGACCUGACCAAGGUCAUGGAGGAGAUCCGGGAACACUACGAGGCCGUCGCCGCCAAGAGCCGCAAGGAGCUGGAGGGCUGGUUCCAGUCCAAGUCUGAGGUCCUCACCAAGGAGGUGGCCACCACCGAGGUCACGCUCAAGUCCUCCGCGUCGCAGGUGACUGAGGUGAAGAGUCAGCUGCAGGCGCUGGAGAUCGAGCUGCAGUCGCAGAUGAGCCUGAAAGCGUCUCUAGAGUCGUCGCUCUCCGACAUCCAGGGCCGUUACUCCAUGCAGAUGAGCAGCUUCCAGAUGAUGGUGAGCAGCAUGGAGGAGCAGCUGGUGCAGCUGCGGGCCGACCUGGAGCGGCAGGGCGGCGAGUACCAGAUGCUGCUGGACAUCAAGACCCGUCUGGAGAUGGAGAUCGCCGAGUACCGGAGACUGCUGGACGGGGACGCGGGAGGGUCGUCCUCCACCUCGUCCUCCUCCACCAUGACCACCACCAGAACCGUCAUCACCAAGGUGGUGGAGGAGGUGAUCUGAGCCCGGCCCGGGCCCGGAUCCGAGCGCCCACCUGUCGGCCUCUCGGUCCUCACCUGAUCAGGAGCAUCUCUGUCCUUCCUCCCUCUGCGUCGGGUUCCAGCCGCGGACCCGGCCCGGUGGAGACGCCGGUGCCGCGGGACCGUGAGGGGAAACUGAAAAUCUGGGUUUCUGUUGGAAAAACCAACUUCUGUCUGUCUUCAAAUAAAACUCAUGUAAACUCCA